Impatiens glandulifera is the source of this 2333-nucleotide messenger RNA. Its product is annotated as adenine nucleotide transporter BT1, chloroplastic/mitochondrial. Gene Ontology annotation, cellular component: mitochondrial inner membrane. The record is from RefSeq and is a predicted model, not a curated record. The transcript has 9 exons. NCBI's taxonomy places the organism in Eukaryota, Viridiplantae, Streptophyta, Magnoliopsida, Ericales, Balsaminaceae. Gene Ontology annotation, molecular function: S-adenosyl-L-methionine transmembrane transporter activity. The coding region runs from base 438 to 2291 and encodes 617 amino acids.
ACGGCGCCUUUAUACUUAAGCGAAACACUUAAUUGUUGUCUCUAUUCUCCAUUUCCGUAUUCGUAUUUUCUCACGACUUGCAUUUCCUCCCAAGCCAAAUGCUUAGAGCCUUUUCUCUUGCUUUGUUCGUUGAAAAGAGAGUACUUAUGUACUGCCGAUUCUAAUUCAGCAAUCGAUUUCAUUCCUUUCUAUUGUCUUAGCAGCAAUUUGUACAGCAUCCUCAUUGAAAUUGACGUUCCUAUCUUGGACGGAUCUCUUACUUGAAUGUUUCUUGCUUCAGCAGUAGGGCUCCUGUGUGCAACCAAACUGUUGGCUAUUUUCUAAUCUAUUUCGAAAAGGCUGCAUCUUGAUUUAACAUGCAGCUUGCAAUUUGACUGAUAUUUUACAGUCUUCUUGUCAUCGCCCGGCCUGGAAAGUACCUCUCUUCAACAUUUGAAAUGAUGGCACCAGGCCGGUCUCCUAGAAGCAGUAAACUGUCAACAAUAAGAUAUAGAUACUCUCCUCUGGAAGGGCCUUCCUUUGAGGUAGUUGAUUUUGAUCAUGUAAAUGAUGUGGCGGUACCUUCUAGAGGCGUGAAGCACGAUAAUGUAAAUUCUGAACCAAAGCCAAAGUCUCAUGAGAUAAUAAGCACAUCAGAACUCAUGUCAACGGUUUGUCAGUUAUGGAAUCAAGCAAGCCGUCCUUUUGCUUUUUUUCAUCCUAAGAAAAAUUCAAGUUAUUAUAACAUUGAUCUCUAUGAAACCAAUGCAUAUUGUUAUUCAGUUGGAGACGGAAAUGACUGUUCUACCUCAGGAGGUACUUGUAUGCUAGAUGGUCAUCAUCUGAAUUUUGCAAAACUACCAAGAAAGAUAAAAUAUGGUCGAAGCUAUGUACACUCUCUUUUCUGGAGUCAUAUGCAGGGAAACCCCAUCAUGUUUGGUGAGCUUUGGAAGGACAAUCUCCCUGAAGUUGUUGCUGUUUUAUAUGAUUGGAGAAAAUUGCUUAAAUUGUCAAGUGAAGCCUCACUGAGACGAUUUGAACAUCAAGAGGAUUGUGCGGGUAAUGAUUUCACGCCAGCAAAGGAGAUUUUUGGAAUUGGUGAUCAUCAUAAUGAAGUGUAUGAGAAAAUGGAGUCAUCAUUGGUUCAAAGGGAUAUAUCUAUUACUAGGACAUCCAACGCCACUUCUCUGAGCUCAGAUUAUUUACUUAAACCUGACCAAGUUGCCAAAACAGACAAUGAUCUCUCCAGUAAUUCAGCUUCUAUACUUCAAACUGAUUACUACAUUGAGAAUGCCCUGGGCUCUCAUGUUUGUAGAGAACAUGAAAAUUUAGAAAAGGGUGAUAAAAAAACUGAAAUUAGAAUCUCUAAUGAACCUACAAUUGAGAGUUCCAACCCCUCAUAUGGAAAACAGCUUUGUAGUGUUGCAAAUCAACAACAUGCUUUUGCUGGAGCAUUAGCUGGUGUAUUUGUUAGUCUUUUUCUUCAUCCAAUGGAUACGGUUAAGACUGUCAUUCAGUCGUGUCGUGCUGAUGGGAAGUCUACUUGCUAUAUUUGCAGAUCAAUUAUAAUGGAAAGAGGUGUAAGAGGACUUUAUCGUGGAAUUGGUAGCAAUAUCACUUCUUCAGCACCAAUUUCUGCUGUUUACACUUUCACUUACGAAUCUGUGAAGGCAGCUUUGUUUCCUCUUCUUCCUAAUGAAUAUCAAUCAUUAGCCCAUUGCAGUGCUGGUGGUUGUGCUAGUAUUGCAACAUCUUUCAUCUUCACUCCUAGUGAACGCAUCAAGCAACAAAUGCAAAUCGGUUCACAUUAUCAAACCUGCUGGAGUGCAUUUAUGGGGAUCAUUAAGAACGGUGGAGUGUCAUCACUUUUUGCUGGAUGGGGAGCCGUCCUCUGCAGAAAUGUCCCACAUUCUGUCAUCAAAUUCUACACAUAUGAAAGCUUCAAGGCGGCGUUGCUCUCGACAGAGAACUCCAAUGCUCAGCCUAGUACCCUACAAACGCUUAUCUGUGGAGGAUUAGCUGGAUCUACAGCCGCACUAUUCACAACUCCUUUCGAUGUUGUGAAGACAAGAUUGCAAACACAGAUACCAGGAAGAGCAAUUCAGUAUACUGGUGUGCUUGAUACUCUAAUGAAAAUAGGAAAACAUGAAGGCUUGAAGGGUCUGUAUAGGGGUUUAUUUCCAAGAUUGGUUAUGUAUAUUUCACAAGGGUCCAUUUUCUUUGCAUCAUAUGAAUCUUUCAAGAAGAUACUUUCUUCGGAGUUUCCAGAGUUCAGGGCCAAGAUUCCAGUAUAUGCAGAACAUGGAAGAUGAAGCGCCAUAAGUAGCUCCAUUAAGGUUUGGUAUUUUGUAGGA